This is a messenger RNA of Bactrocera latifrons, 1172 nucleotides long. RefSeq lists its product as uncharacterized. The record is from RefSeq and is a predicted model, not a curated record. The coding region runs from base 56 to 1111 and encodes 351 amino acids. The transcript has 2 exons. Lineage: Eukaryota; Metazoa; Arthropoda; Insecta; Diptera; Tephritidae.
AUACGGACGUAUAAAGUGGUUUGUUUUUUGUUUGUGAUACUAAAGUUUCAAUAAAAUGAAUUUGCAAGUCAAAGGAGGGCUUUGCAUACUACUGCUUUGUUUAACGCCCAUAGUCGCGUACGGAGAGAUCAGCGGCAUACUCGAUAGCACCAUUGACCUUACACCAGAGGAGAUAAAUGCUUUGCGACCACUUUUUUAUUACCUGCAAGAGCAAUAUAAUUACAUAGUUAGUCAAGCGCCUCAAGAGGAACUAGAUGAGGAUGACGCCAAGGCACGAGAUCCACAGUACGCAGCAGCUCAAGCUGAAUUGGAGCAAUACUUCGAUGCUUUCCAACAACCAUAUGCAUUUGGUGACGACAACAACAAAGAAAAUUUGUACAAUACAACACUGCCGACAGUUGCCGAAUUGAUGGGUUUCGCCGGCAUUGAUCUUACCGACGUCGAGCUUGACGAACGCGACGACAUUGAGAGUUUGCUUCAGGAGUCAUUGGACGAGGCACAGCAGCAAAUUGACGAAAUCGUACGUGGUUCCCUGCAAUUGGAGUCUGAACUAAUUAAAAUUGAUAAACCGAAAAUCGUGGGAUACAUAUUGAAAGCGCUAAGGGUGCUUUUCAAGGUGGCGACACGCGGAGCACGCGCCGCCUACUGCACCUACUCCCACAUACCGCAAUUGAAUGUGUCGCUGCAGCACAUCUACGAGGGCGCCGACUGUUACAGAUAUUCGAAGCGUUUGGUGUUGCGCAUUGAGCAAGAGACCGUGCACAUAGUGAGCACUAUUCAGAAGAAUAUCUACAGUUUGGCUGGUAUUUAUAAAAAGAUCGCCGGUAAAAAAUCUUUACUGGGCAAAUUGUCUGCGGUGCUGUUGAAUUUGUCGAAAAUUGUGGCGAACAUUAGAGAUACCUAUUUAUUGGGCGUCAGCGCACUUGAUAAGGUGAGGAAUGAGUUACCGAACGCCAUGCAAGGCAGUGUGAAUUGCAGUCGCGACUUCAUCGGUGGCGUGCCGCAGAUGGUGGAGACUGUGGCUAACUUGUCCACUUGCAUAAUGUAUGUCGAUAACACCACCGUGGAAUAUGACUUCAUGAAACCUGAAAAUGAACGUAAUUUGAAUUGAUUCAGAAAAAUGUAUAACUUUUUGAAAUUGUUAAAAGGUUAUUGCAAUAAAUAUUUAUACG